AUGAGCGCACGUUCGCGCAGGUUGAAUGAGAGUCUGGGAAGUAGUUGGGGAGAUGCCGACUAUGCAUCUGAUGAGGCCAGUUCGGUAGACUCAGCAAAGGAGACUACGGGUGAGGUUGAGUGGGAAGAUUCCAACAAGGAAAUCACACAACAAAGGCAACCUGAUGUAGUACCACUUCGUACUCCCAGGGCCAAGCGAUCCCAACUAUCCCAAUCAACACCUCCAUUGCAACCUCGGUCUACGCCUUCCCGUAAGUCAACAAACAAGAAUUCAAAGAAACAGUCCCAUACCCUGGAAUCCUCCAGAUCACGACCAAAAGCUACAAGGAGCCUACAUAGGGCGGGGGCAGAGGAGCCUUCAGAACCUAGUCUCAUCAUGCCUUUGAUGUACAACUCUCGUAAUCAUGCCAUGGACGAUGAACAUACACGUGCUUCACCUCAGAUUCGACAGCGUGCGACAAAUCAGUCAGCACUACGAAGGCCAAAUACCACUUCUCCAGCCGUCGGCCCAACAUCAUCUGUUGAUAAUCGAGCGCGUCCUUCAAAAAAGCAAGAGCAAGAGCAAGAGACGAAGGGAAAAGAGCUAGGGCCAUGGUAUUAUGCCAACCUGGUCUUGCAGAAUUUCGUGUUUCCUCUACUCGCCCAUAUUCUAGAUAUAUUUUCUUAUGCGUUGCGCCACUUCAUCAAGCCAAUCUUAGGCGUCAUUCUAGGAAUCGGCAUCAUAGUCUUUGGCAUCCAAGCAGGCACCGGACUCCUACGCUCCUCUGUCAGCAAUGCCCUCCUUGCCCCCGUCUGCUCUCUUCCCGGUUCCUCCUACUUCAUCUCCGCCUGCCACACCGAGCCCCCUCACGCCAACUUUGAAGAACUCAUUGCCGUCCAAGAUCAAUUCGACGAUAUUGUCGACGCCUCCAAAGACGUCCACACACUCCCAUCCUCCAUCAAGGAUUCUGAACUCGCGAUUCGCGAUCUCCGCACCCUCGUCAAAUACUCCCGCCUCCCCUCCAGGAACGAACUCGACAACGAAUUCGAAAACUUCAUCCUGACCGCCAAAGAAGCCUCCCAAGACCUCGCACGCUACAACUCCCGCAUAGGCGGCGCAACCGACCGCAUCAUCGCCACAAACCAAUGGACCAUGAACGUCCUCCGCGGCCUCGACCAAGACGACUCCUCCACCGGCGCCCUCCAAACCUUCAUCAACGCACUCACCCGUUCUUUUGCCCCGCCCUCGCCAUCCCUCCAAUCCCGUAUCUUCGACCAAUACGUGCUCCACAUCUCCCGGAACAAAGAUGAAAUCGAUGCCCUCAUCAAAAGCGCAACCUCCCUCCUCUGGGUCCUGACCAACCUUGACGAACGCCUCACUACCAUCCAUGCCAUCGCCGUCAAUGACGAUGCCACCAUCUCUGCAAAACAGGGUGAUCUCUUAUCCUCGCUCUGGACACAACUCGGCGGUAACCGUGCCGACGUAAAGGCAAACGCUAAUUCUAUCAACCUGCUACGCAACAUUUACGCCUACCGUAAACGGGCCGUCCUCCAUGUUUCCGACACCCUAGUCAAGUUGCAGGAAAUUCAGGCAGAGCUCGAGAAUCUGAGGGAGGGUGUUGCGGGCCCGCUUUUGGCCUCAGUGGCGGCAGAGACCCCGGGGCAGGGUGAGCGUGUGGGGGCGGGUGCUGCGGCGGCGGCGGCUGCAAUGCCAAUCGAAUACCACGUGGAAAUUAUCGGUCGCGGCGUCGAGCGGUUGCAGGCUACGCGUGGUGAACAGUUUCGUCUUGAGGCGCAGAGCUAUCUAAAUGUUAUGAGAGGUGGGGCGGGGACGAAGGAGGAUGGGCCUAGAGAGUUGGAGGGCCCGGGUGUUCAUGCGAGGGCGGGGUAG
Messenger RNA from Plenodomus lingam JN3, 1869 nucleotides. RefSeq lists its product as uncharacterized. Lineage: Eukaryota; Fungi; Ascomycota; Dothideomycetes; Pleosporales; Leptosphaeriaceae. The record is from RefSeq and is a predicted model, not a curated record.